Serpula lacrymans var. lacrymans S7.9 is the source of this 753-nucleotide messenger RNA. RefSeq lists its product as uncharacterized. The transcript is spliced from 6 exons. The record is from RefSeq and is a predicted model, not a curated record. Lineage: Eukaryota; Fungi; Basidiomycota; Agaricomycetes; Boletales; Serpulaceae. Bases 1 to 753 code for a protein of 250 amino acids.
AUGGCAUCGCGCAAGGUCGCUAUCAUAACUGGCGCUUCCUCUGGGAUUGGUCGAGAAUCAGCCAUUGCGCUUUCUUCUGCUGGGUGGUCUCUGACCCUCACAGCACGACGUCUCGAACAGCUAGAAGAGACAAAAUCUCUCUGCUCUGACCCAAGUUCUUGUCUCGUACUCGCCGGAGAGGUCACCGACGAACCUUUUGUGAAGAAGCUGUUUGAAGAAACAGUCGCCAAUUUUGGGAGGCUAGACCUGCUAUUUAAUAACGCUGGAAUCAGCCAUAAGGGAACACCUAUCGACGAACUUUCCCUUGAGACAUUCACGUCUGUAAUCAACGUCAACCUGGUCGGGUCUUUCCUUUGUACUCGAGAGGCAUUCAGGGUAUUUAAAUCACAAAGCCCCACAGGAGGCAGGAUCAUCAAUAACGGUUCUCUUGCUGCCCGCGUCCCACGCCCACAUGCCGCACCAUACACCUGCUCGAAGCACGCCGUUACUGGUCUUACCAAGGCAAGCGCAAUUGAUGGACGCAACUGGAACAUCGCUGUGACACAAAUCGAUAUUGGAAAUGCACUCACGACUAUGGCUGCUGGACAUACUCGCGGUUCUCUUCAGCCUGACGGGCGCGUUGUUGUGGAGGCGACGUUUGACCCAGUACAUGUCGCACAAACUGUUGUGCACCUCGCGGGAUUACCAAAUUCGGUAACAGUCCUUGAGAUGAACAUCAUGGCUACUGGUGUGCCAUUCGUAGGCAGAGGAUAA